AUGCCUCCUCGUGGUCGCAAAAGAAAACGACCUUGUGAUGAACACGCUAAGGAAGAGGAAGAUGAAUCUAAUACAGUUAUAAACGUGACUGAGGAAGAUAACACUCAUCUAGUUACAGUUGCAACUGUUGAGAACGGAAAUAAGUCGGAUAACGAAGAAGAGUUCAUUGAGGUUGAACUUGAUGAUGUUCCUUCUACUAGUUACGAAACUAUGACUGAAAAAGCAACCAGUGUGAAUGAAAGUAAAUCUCCUAGUAAACGUAAAGCUCCACCAGCGAAAAGAGGACGAAAGUCGGCCAAUAGUGUUCCUAUAUUAUCUGAAGGAUCGAAGCCUGAACCUUCAUCUCCAAUUAAAACUCGUGCUGCUGCUUUCCAGGAAAAAGUAAUGCUUGAGAUGAAGAAUGAAGAUUCCUUCGAAGAAACCGAAUGCCGUUGUCAUCUAUGUGAAAUGACUCUUAUGUCAGAGCUUGAACUGUUUGAACACAAACGAGCUUAUCAUAAAGAGCAAGUAACCAAAGCUGAUGUAUUGAGUGGGUCUUUAUUAUGUGCUCACCCUCACUGCAAUGGAUCUUUCCCUAAUAUUAAUCAUCUGAUCGCACAUCUGGUUGCAUUCCAUAAUCAACAACAGUAUCGAGUUAGGCGUAUUCAGUUCGAUAGGAUUGAUAAGUUCGAUGGUUGGCGGAAAGAGUUGGAACGUAGUUCCCGAUGUUCCUUCAUAGCUUCGCAAGAACCGGCAGGAUCUGCAGAUUCUUAUACAAUUCAUAUGUUCUGCGAGUUUUGUGAAGACUGGAGAAAUCAAGCCGAAAAGGGACCUUCUCAUCCUCAACAAGUUCCGAACAAAAUUAUAGGAUGUCCUUCCUAUUUUAUUGCUUCUGUGGAUAACAAGAAAGACAAAGUAUCCGUAGUUGGUUGUUUCGCUCAUCUAGGGCACCAUAAGAAGCCAUCGUGGUCAGCCAUACCAUGCGAUGCUUAUGUUGCAGCUAAAGAUGAUCAACAAUAUUCCGUCACAAGUGUUAAAUGCUCUAAAUGUGAAGCUGUUUUCCGGUCCAGGACGGCAGCGUCACGUCACCACAGACGUGUGCACGAAGGAAUACUUGAUGGUCGUUCUUCAGAACCAAAAAUGCCUUCCUUAGAAUGUGGAGACCCUGAAUGUGAUGUCGUAUGUGAUAGUAUGGUUACCUUAGUGCAGCAUGUUGCUGAAGCUCAUAACAGAGAUGAUUUAACUGUAGAAGAGUAUAAGUUCAAUAACAUGGAGGAGUUCGAAUCCUGGAAAUUAAGAAUGGAAGUGGAAACAUGCUCUCGAUUUGCCAAGAUUUCUGGUCGAGAUAUGAAGCACGAAGCUACUAAAUAUUUUCUAUGUCACUUGAGUGGCCACACAAAUAGAUUACGGAGAAAGGCAGAUUCUAAUGUUCAUCGACAAAGAAACAGACCUACUAAAAAACUUGGACGAUACUGUACCGCUUUCAUGAGUUUGAAACUUAACAAAGAUGAUAAAACUGUUGCUAUUAGAGGAUGUUUGGGUCAUUUUGGACAUUCGUUUGAUGUGCGACGUCUUCCAUUGACAGACGUGUUGAAGAAGGAAAUAACUGAACUUUUGUUGAAAGGAUGUUCCGAAGAUGAUGUUGUGCAGAUAGUGAGGAAUCGAUAUUCUGAGCAUGAAAGAGGUUAUUGGCUUCAACGUUAUGAAGUCAGAAAUGUGACUCUGAAGCUGCAAAAGGAAGGUACCUAUGUGAAGGAAAUGUUUGCUCCAGUGGACGAGGAAAGAGAGUGGGAAGAAUCUCUAGCCGUACCUCAAUAUUUAACUGGAGGACAAGAAACUGCUCAGUAUACUGAACAAACUUAUAUAAGGGAAGAUGAUCAACGAGCUAUUGCCAUGCCUGGUAUGUCUGUAGAUAUGCGGUUUAAGCAAGGACGAUCCUUGUCUGAUAUUCAUUUGACUCGAAGAAGAGGCUUCAGUCAGAGCCAGAGGCAUAGAAUUGUAGGAGGCCCAACCAAGAUAAAGCGAGACAUUUUGCCUCAUGGAAUGGAUCUUGUUGAAUAUGGAGAGUAUACAGCCGAUGGGGAAAUAGUUGAUGUUCGAGAAGUUGACGGCAUGCUAGAAGCUAAUAAUGAUGUUUAUUAUGAUACCUCCUAUGAAGAGGAAGAGAAAGUUGUAACCUUACCUCAUCACACAGUGUCAUCCCCAGCAGCGCCAUUGCAGCUAGCCCGUAAGCGAGUUCCAUUAUUGAAAGAGCCAGGUGUGACCGGGAACGCUGAUUUCGAUGAUCUCAUGAAUCGUAUCAAAGAUAGAAUUGACAAUAUAUCACAGCAACUCAAAGUUACUCAAGAUGUUCCUAGAGCUCAAGAACUUCUCAGGGAGCUCAAGUCUUUGGAAGGACGACUCGUGUCUGGUGGUGUUGGACAAACAACUGUGCCAACGAUUCUACAACCUCAAAGUCAAAGUUGGGAUGUUGAAGUUGCAGAAGAUUUUUACCAAGAUUAUGAUGAUCAAGAUGUUGAUCACGAAGUUGAACUGCAGCUUCACGACAUGGCAGACGGAUAA
This is a messenger RNA of Auanema sp. JU1783, 2541 nucleotides long. Lineage: Eukaryota; Metazoa; Nematoda; Chromadorea; Rhabditida; Rhabditidae. The record is from the annotation of a GenBank genome assembly.